Messenger RNA from Aspergillus fijiensis CBS 313.89, 543 nucleotides. RefSeq lists its product as uncharacterized. Bases 210 to 506 code for a protein of 98 amino acids. The record is from RefSeq and is a predicted model, not a curated record. Lineage: Eukaryota; Fungi; Ascomycota; Eurotiomycetes; Eurotiales; Aspergillaceae. The transcript has 2 exons.
CAUUUCCACACACUCUCUUCCCUCUCACGCACGUCGCAGGGGAACGCAAGGGGUGGGAUACGUUCUGUUCACUCGUCGACUGCGUACAACCCUACGGCCUACCCAGCAACACGGCAUUGCCUUAUGAUUUCCUGCCAAAGUUGAACCCCCCCCGGCUAUAUCAAUCUAAUCUAAUCUGAUAUUUCGAUCAAAUCAACGGAGUUCGCCUUAUGCAACCCCCCUUGCACCGAAGGGUCCACACACUGCCCUCUCCACCGCGUCGGAGGUCGGAGGGCGAAAACAGGUUCAUACCCGAGGACCCUUAUUCGGUGCGAUUCUGCAGGUUGAUCAAGACGGACGCUACGGUCUCAUGCUGCCUACGAGCGGCCAAGGAUUUGUUUUUUUUUGUUUUUUUUUUUCUCUUCCUUCUCUUUUCUUUUCUUUCUUUCUUUCUUCUCUCUUCUUUUCCUAGACAAAGGCCCCAUUACAAGUCGAGCACCAUGCGGAUACGUUCAUCAUUUGAUUAGGGAUUAAACUGCGGGUGAGGUACAGCGGACGGAUUCU